AUGGGGUCGAUUUGGUUAAAAAUAAAUCCAGAAUUACACUACACUUCUUCAAGAACAUUUUACUCAAUUUAUAAGGCUAGAGAGAGGAAAUUAGAAAAGGCAAGAUCAGUUUUGGCAGUUAUUGUUAACAAUAAGUUUAUUUUGCAUUAUCAGGAUGAGGAUGAGGAUGAUGCAGGUGAUGAAUCACAGACUUUGCUUAUACCAUCAUUGACACCAGCAACUUCCAUUUGUACCGCUACCACCAACCAGAAGUGGGAAUCAACUCAUGCAGAGUUAAUUAAAAGGGAUUAUGAAAUUCAAGGAAUAACUAAGAAGAAAUAG
Molecule: messenger RNA, 321 nt
Organism: Entrophospora candida
Lineage: Eukaryota; Fungi; Glomeromycota; Glomeromycetes; Entrophosporales; Entrophosporaceae
Source: the annotation of a GenBank genome assembly